Messenger RNA from Paramecium sonneborni, 324 nucleotides. NCBI's taxonomy places the organism in Eukaryota, Ciliophora, Oligohymenophorea, Peniculida, Parameciidae. The record is from the annotation of a GenBank genome assembly.
AUGUAUCUGACACUUAUAGAUGAAAUUAAAAAGGCUCUUCCAAAUGAGCCAGAUGUGAAGCUACUUGAUAAUUGUAUGAAUAAUGAUUUCAGAUCCAAAAAAUAAAAGCUUGAGGAUUCAUUUACUGAUGGUGAUGAACCUCCAUAUGAUGUUAAAGUUGAAUUACCUGUUUUAAUUUCAUAAGUUCCAAAUCUGUAAGGCAAUUAAAAUGGGCCUGCUAAAAGAAUCACAAUUCGAAAUAUAAAACUGUUAAAGCCCACUACUACCAAGUACUCUCUCACCAAUUUUGUACAAUUCUUUAUUAGCUUAAAUGAAAGAACCUGA